This is a messenger RNA of Linum trigynum, 1264 nucleotides long. NCBI's taxonomy places the organism in Eukaryota, Viridiplantae, Streptophyta, Magnoliopsida, Malpighiales, Linaceae. The record is from the annotation of a GenBank genome assembly.
GAACAGCAAGCUACCCUCAAGGCUCUCAUUGAUCAAGUGGCUGUCUUAUAAUUGUCUUUGACACAAAUUGCACAAGAGCGCACAAACCACCCUGAUGAUCAGAACUCCGGGAAGGGCGACACAUCUGUACGUCAAUGGCUACCACCGGCGGCACAUCAUCAAUGAUAAAGAAGAACGCGAUCCCCAGCCCUUUUUUUGGGGUGAAAUUAGCUCGGCUAGAAUUCCCUACCUUCGCUAGAGGGGACCCCACCGUCUGGUUCUCCCGAGUCGAACAAUUCAUCGAAUUCCAAGAUGUCCCAGAAGAGCAAAGGGUGAAUCUAGCGUCGUACCACCUAGAAGGCGAUGCGAAUCAGUGGUGGCAGUGGCUCCGGCGCACCUACCGCACAGAGGGGCUUCGUAUCACUUGGGACACCUUCUCGUACGAGCUGUGGUCGCGAUUCAGAGAUACUGCAGGCACCAGCUUCGACGAGGCCCUCUGGGGGAUUCGUCAAAUGGGAACUCUCACUGAGUACUUGACGGAGUUUGAGAGUCUGGGCAUCCGCGUUCACGGUUGGACGCAACAUGCGUUGGUCGGCACCUUCAUGGGUGGUCUUAAACCGGAGAUUGCGGAUUGGGUCCGCAUCUUUGGCCCUCGGACAUAGAAGGACGCCAUCAACCUCGCACGAGCAUGGGAUGAGCAGAUCGACCGGUAUCGUAGUCCGCCGCGCCAACAGCCCAGUCCGCUCUAGAUUAUAUCACCCCUCCCAGACCGAAACCACGGGCCACCUUCUGGUCUCGACCUCGACACAAUUCAUAGUCGUCGCGUCGCGGGACUUUGCUUCAAUUGCGACGAGCUCUUCACGCCGACUCACCGUUGCGCGAAGCCUAGGUUGAUGAUGUUGCAGGAUGAAGAAAACGAGGCAGACCACUUCAUUCAUCUCGACAUUGAGGACAAUGCCACUUCUUCUGGGGGCGGUAAUGAUGAGCCCACUCGCCAUUCAGUUCGGCCCAUCCGUUGUUCUAACCGUACGCCUUAGUCCAACUCUCGUUACCGUGACUAUGACUAUGAGUAGCCCAUCACCAAUCGAGCUUGCCGUUGUAGACGUAGGAGUAGCUUCUGGGAUUUGUUAUGUGAGUUUGUUAUGUUGAAUGAGUCCUGCCACUAGGUUAGGAGCAGUAGUUAUUAGCUGAGUCAAUAAGUCAUUCCUCUCUCUUAAGUGGACCACGAAUUGGCAAUAAUUAGAGAGGGAAGAUAAUUCCACUUUAAUAAGAUUUUAAGUUUCGA